Haliotis rubra (blacklip abalone) is the source of this 1722-nucleotide messenger RNA. Its product is annotated as sulfotransferase 1B1-like. Lineage: Eukaryota; Metazoa; Mollusca; Gastropoda; Lepetellida; Haliotidae. The coding region runs from base 260 to 1177 and encodes 305 amino acids. Gene Ontology annotation, cellular component: cytoplasm. Gene Ontology annotation, molecular function: sulfotransferase activity. Gene Ontology annotation, biological process: sulfation. The transcript has 6 exons. The record is from RefSeq and is a predicted model, not a curated record.
CAGCCUUGAUAACAUCGCGUCAGGGUUAUAGCUGGGAGACAUCCUCCCGUGGCUCAAGGUUCAGCGUCUGCUUCCCCGUCUCUCCUGCCCCAGAACCAACACCUACACAGUCGACAGGAACAGUGUUGCUUCUGAACAGGGAACUGGUACAUUUGUCAGGGCUAUCCGUCUUAAGGGAAGUAGCAGAGUCACGCAAGGGGGACACAGUUUUGUGUUGAGGAAAGUCAGUUACAAGCGUUGAUCACACGCACUGAUCAAAAUGGAAGGUCAGCGAACUCCCGAGAUUCUGGACUACCGGAAUGCGAAUGGUCAUGGAUGGUCCUUUUAUAAAAAUGACGGCCUUCUCCGGCCGAUUGACACCACCCCUGAAGAUGACAUGGAAAUGAUCAGAAAAGUUCAGAAACUGGAACUUAGGGACGAUGACGUCUUCAUUGCGGCAUAUCCUAAAUGUGGUACCCACUGGUUGUGGGAAAUCGUCUCCAUGCUCAAGGCCGGUAACUCUGAGUACAACAAGAUGGCUAAGGAAAUCGCCAUGUUGGGGAUGCCGAAGACUGAGCGGGCUGAUGAACUCCCUUCCCCGAGAGUUCUAAAUUCCCAUCUAUUUUUCCGUCAUCUGCCGGAAAAGCUGGUGGAGAAGAAAAUAAAAACAAUCUUCAUCAUGCGAAAUCCAAAAGAUGUCAGCGUAUCCCUUUUUAACCAUCUUAACGGAAUGAAACUGAGUGUUAGGUUUGACGGGACGUAUUCAGAACUUCUGGAUCUGUUUCUGGAAGGAAAAGUGGGCAUUGGUGAUUAUGUCAACUACGUGAAGGAUUGGCUGCAAGUGGAACAGGACAACCCGGACUUGCCAAUGUUAACAUUGUUUUAUGAAAACUUGAAAAAGGAUCCUGUUAAGAACAUCAGAACGGUUGCCGAGUUCCUUGGAGUGUCUGUCAGCGAUGAACUAUGUGAGCAAAUAGCAGAAGCGUGCAGCUUUAAGAAGCUGAGGGCUGCAAACACUGAGGUCAAGGAGCACACCAGAAAGCAAUCCGACGUCUGGAAGGAAGGUCACCAAGGACUGUAUAGGAAAGGUGAAGUUGGGGAUUGGAAGAACUGGAUAACAGUUGCCCAGAACGAAAACUUUGAUGAUGUCAUUGAGCGCCGAUUUGAAGGAACGGGCAUUGUAUUCACGUAUGAAUAACCGUUAUAUGGUGAUCAUGGGGUUGUGGACACGAAACACCAAACCUUAUCCAGGAUAUAUCUAUAAAUGCUAACCUCUAUGUUGUAAGUUCAUGUCAAACCUCAGUGUUUAACCUCUGACCCUUUCAAGUUAUUUUGCUAACACUGAAAUGGAGUUAAAGUUAGGAAGAAUCAAUCAAUGUUGUUACACGAGUGAGUGAGUUGUGUUUGUGUUGUUCCAUGAACCGUUAUCCGACUUAUAUACCAUCAAAACAACUGAGGGAAAUACACUCUUUACAAAAAGUAGGGGAACCUGAACUUUUAAUUUUGAUCAAGAUGUGAUUGAAUCCGAUAUAUCUCUCAAUUAUUUCAAUCGUAAAUUUAAACUGCAGUUCCUCUACUUUAUUUAAGGAGUCUAUAUAAGAAAAUGUAUAUUUACAAUGUAUUUACCAGUAUCUGGGUUUCAUACAGCGUGUAUUUAGAACUUUAGACUUGAAACUUGUAAUUUAUCAUAAUGUUACUGUUUGUUACACAUGAACAAAGAAUAAAACAAGUCUAUGAAAGUUU